Arachis stenosperma is the source of this 2401-nucleotide messenger RNA. Its product is annotated as mechanosensitive ion channel protein 10-like. Gene Ontology annotation, molecular function: mechanosensitive monoatomic ion channel activity. Gene Ontology annotation, biological process: detection of mechanical stimulus; monoatomic anion transport; transmembrane transport. Bases 39 to 2189 code for a protein of 716 amino acids. Gene Ontology annotation, cellular component: plasma membrane. The transcript has 5 exons. The record is from RefSeq and is a predicted model, not a curated record. NCBI's taxonomy places the organism in Eukaryota, Viridiplantae, Streptophyta, Magnoliopsida, Fabales, Fabaceae.
GUACGCAGCUACUCCUAUUUGUUUCUUCUAUCUCCCAAAUGGAUGAGAAAGCUAAGUCCUCAGAUCAUGUUGCUGUCAUCAUUGACCAGCACACGAACCAUCCGAAACCCCCUUCCUCUUCCUCCGUGGACAACAAGCCCCCCAAACAACACCCCUUGAGGGUCAAAACCCUUAACCGUCUCAGCUUCUCGAAGCCCAAAUCCAGAAUCCUCGAGUACAAUAACUACUAUCCCCACCACCAUCUCGGCAGAAAGCUAUCAAGCAUUUCCCAGGAGAACAACAACGACAAUAAUAAUGAGGACGUGGACGAAGACGAAGAGGAAGAGGAGGAGUGGUGGGACGAAGAAGAAGAGAUCGAGGAGGAGGGUGAGGGAGAGAGGAAUAAGUUGCAGGAGAGGAGGAGGAGGAAGAAGGUGAGGUGGAGGGUAGUGGUGGAGUGGGUGGUGUUCCUGAGCAUAGCAACAUGCUUGGUUUGUUCGCUGGUAAUAACGCGGAUAAAGAAGAUGCACAUGGUGGGUUUGGAGAUAUGGAAGUGGUGCUUGAUGGUGAUGGUGACAUUCAGCGGGAGGUUGGUGUCGGGGUGGGUGGUGGGGGUGACGGUGUUCGUGAUAGAGAGGAACUUCAUGCUGAGAGAGAAGGUGCUGUACUUCAUAUACGGGCUGAGGAAGAGCAUAAGGAACUGCCUGUGGCUAGGGCUGGUGCUUCUUUCAUACUGGAGCGUGGUGUUCGACGACGUGCAGAAGAAGAACCACAAGUUCCUGAACAAGGUGUUUCAGGCACUGGUCGCAGUGCUGGUUGGGGCCAUCAUAUGGCUCGUCAAGAUUGUUCUCGUGAAGAUGCUGGCAUCCUCUUUUCACGUGGCCACCUACUUCGACAGGAUGAAGGAGAGCGUCUUCCAUCACUACAUCCUCGACACUCUCUCAGGUCCCCCCAUGGAGGACGCGGAGGAGAUACUGCAGCAGCACCGCCUGCUCACGGGGGGCGGCUCAAAGUCGAUGCCUGCCAGGAGUAGGUUGAAUAAGCUAAAGGAGAAGCAGCAGCAGGAGAGGUUUGGGGGGUCCAGGAGGAUUGACAUGGAGAAGCUGAGGGAGCUGAGCAUGGAGAGCACUGCCUCCGCCUGGAGCGUCAAGAGGCUCGUCAACUAUGUUCGCUCCUCCGGCCUCUCCACCAUCUCCAGGACCGUGGAUGAUUUUGCCACCGCCGAGUCUGAGAUCAACAGUGAAUGGGAAGCUAGAAACUGCGCUCAGCGGAUUUUCAACAACGUCGCCAAACCUGCUGCCAAGUACAUUGAAGAGGAGGAUUUGAUGAGAUUUCUGAAGAGGGUUGAGAUACAUACUAUAUUCCCUCUCUUCGAAGGUGCCCUUGAAACAGGGAAGAUCAGCAGAUCAUCAUUUAGAAAUUGGGUGAUUCGAGCAUACUACGAACGAAAGGCACUAGCACAAUCACUGAAUGAUACAAAAACAGCAGUGCAGCAGCUUCACAAACUAGCAAGCGCGAUAGUGAGUGUGAUAAUAAUCAUUGUGAUCCUUCUGGUGAUGGGAGUGGCUACGCUCAAGAUCAUAUUCUUCUGCAUGACGCAAAUCGUGUUGAUUGGGGUUGCCUUCCAAGGUACCUGCAAGACCGUCUUGGAGGCCAUCAUCUUCGUCUUUGUCAUGCAUCCUUUCGACAUUGGAGACCGCUGCGUCAUUGACGGUGUUCAUAUGAUCGUGGAAGAGAUGAAUAUCUUGUCAACAGUGUUUCUUAGAUACGACAACGAGAAAAUAUACUACCCUAAUGCAGUUCUGCUGAAUAAGCCAAUCAGCAAUUUCUACAGGAGUCCAGAGAUGUGGGACUCAAUUGAUUUCACCAUUGAUGCUUCUACUCCCAUGGAGACUAUCAUUGCACUCAAGAAAUCAAUACAAAUUUACAUUGAGAGCAAGCCAAAGUAUUGGAAUCCAAAGCACAGUGUGAUAGCAAAAGAAAUACAGAAUGUGGACAAGCUGAAGCUGUGCUUGUGUGUGCAACACACAAUCAAUCAUCAGAACUAUGGCGAAAGGAGCAUUAGGAUCACUGAGCUCCUCUUGGAACUCAAAAAGAUCUUUGAGAUCCAUGCUGUCAAGUACAAUCUCCUCCCUCAGGAGAUCCACAUUACCCAGAUGAGCAUGGAAAAUAAUAAUAUUAAUAAUGGCAGACUUGUCUUUCAAUCAUGAUCUGAUGAGAUCGGACACACCAUACCAACUUCCGUCUCUUUUCGUUUCAUUAAUAUUUCUUGCAAAUUAUGUUCCUUUCAAACUCCAUAAAUCUUGUGUGCUUCACUUCAUGUUAUGGUAUUAACUCAUCAUUAAAAUGGUACUUUGUACAUUGUUUAUUAUUAAUAGUAGUUCAUCAAUACAACUCGCUUAUCUUAUAUAUACUACUGUAU